This is a messenger RNA of Vicia villosa (hairy vetch), 672 nucleotides long. RefSeq lists its product as uncharacterized. The record is from RefSeq and is a predicted model, not a curated record. The transcript has 3 exons. Bases 76 to 429 code for a protein of 117 amino acids. Lineage: Eukaryota; Viridiplantae; Streptophyta; Magnoliopsida; Fabales; Fabaceae.
CUAAAUAUCUUGUGUUCUCCACUAUGUAGCUUUUCUCAUAUUGUCAACAUAAGAAGCUACUACAUUGGAAUCACAAUGAAGAGAAAUUGUUACUUUAAUUCAUUAUCUCAAAAACCAAUGAAUGAGGAGUCGAAAGUAAACAAACAUCUUGUUAUCAUUUCUCAUGAACUUCAUGAAUUUGAUGAUAAAGAAUUUCAGGCCCGAGUGAUAAUAUGGUUGGCAAAUCAAGAAAUGGAAGGAAGGAAUGGUAGGAAAAAAAUUCCUCCAACACUAUCACUUUCAUUGCAACCUCAAGUGUUAUUAAUGCAUGCUUCACAUGGCUUUUCCAUAAAGCAGUCACUUCAAAUUUUCCUUCAGAAGAGAAAGAGAAGGAUUCAAAGUCACGCCUCUAUUAUAACGUGUCGUGAUAGUAAUGGUGCUACAAAUUAGUGAAGUGAUUGGAAUCAAUUCAUGUGUUCAUAAUUUGUAGUAGGAUAUAAUUGAAGCCUAUGAGUGUGUGUAUUUUAGCAUAUUUUUAAUUGAUGUAGCCAUGACUAGAUGGUGACAAUUAAUGCACGUUUUUUAUUUUUAGUAUGAAUGAAGAAUAUUAACGCUUUCAGUCUACUACUAGAAUCUAGAGCAAUGAUGCAUAUGUGCAAAAUGUGGAUCCGUCGCAUUCAAUAUAUUUUUAUA